Messenger RNA from Stylophora pistillata, 1605 nucleotides. Its product is annotated as glycerophosphodiester phosphodiesterase 1. The record is from RefSeq and is a predicted model, not a curated record. Gene Ontology annotation, molecular function: glycerophosphodiester phosphodiesterase activity. Gene Ontology annotation, cellular component: plasma membrane. Gene Ontology annotation, biological process: N-acylethanolamine metabolic process; ethanolamine metabolic process; phospholipid metabolic process. Lineage: Eukaryota; Metazoa; Cnidaria; Anthozoa; Scleractinia; Pocilloporidae.
CUUCCCAACUGCGAAACGCACGUGAAAUGAGCAGCAAUAUUCCAACAUUCUUUCCCAGACCCCGCUAUGUUUGUAAUGAUCGUGGAAAUGGCUCUUACAGCGGUGUCGUACGGCCUACAUAUUUAUGUUACAAUACUUCUCAUUUUGCUCAGUAUUUUGAUGUUUAUCCUGUACCGUUUACUUCGGUUUCCUCGUCCUACACCGUACACAGUGAAAUGUUUUCUCCGAAGAGGGGCGCCUAGUAGAAGUUCCCCCGUGAUCAUCGGUCACAGAGGCUGUAGGUUGGAAGCGCCAGAGAACACUCUGGCGGCAUUCAGAUUAGCGAAAGAAAAUGGGGCACUAGGGGUGGAAUUUGACUUGGACUUUACGAAAGAUGGCGUACCAGUAAUAAUUCAUGACUCAACGGUGGACCGCACAACAGAUGGGCAUGGCAAGGUGUGCAAUUUUACUUACGAAGAAAUUAGAAGACUGAACGCCUCAGCAAAACACCCAAAUAGGGAAAAAUUUCCAGAUGAGCGUAUUCCACACCUUGAAGAAGUGGUAGAUCUUUGUGUGAACCUUGGUCUACAAAUGUAUAUAGAUGUGAAAGCAGCAACACAAGCUGGAAAAGCUGCAAGUGUCCUCAAAAACUUAUUUGCAAGUCAUCAGCUGUAUGACAAAGCCAUGGUUUGUUCAUUCUAUCCAAAUGUAAUUUUUCAGGUACGCCGAGCUGAUCCAAAUAUUCUUACAGCCCUCACAUGGCGGAAAAUGUUCAUAUCCCUUACAGAAUAUUGUGGUCCAUGUAGAUACAAGGAGUGGUGGAAACAACUGUUGGCUUCCCUGCUUGACAGAAUAUGGGAGCUUCAUCUUCACUCCUGGGUUUACGACAUACUGGGAGUGUCUGUCUUUCUGUCUCAUACUGCACACUUCUCAAGAGAAUACCUAAGAGAAUGGCAAAACAAUGGAGUGAGUGUAGUUCUUUGGACAGUUAAUGAUCCUGCAGAGAAGGACUUCUUUGGCAGAGUUCUAAAGUGCCCCAUCAUGACAGACUGUGUGGGGAGCAGUUCACCGCAGAAUGCCCCAUAAGUACCAGAUUUAUACUUUGGCAUUACAGCUGAAGGAUCGAAUUUUUAACCCUUUAACUAGGAAGAUGUGAUUAUUAAUCCUCCCCUCUGGCUGUAACGCAUUUCCUCUUGGGUAGGUUACAGUUCAAACAUCUGUUUAACAGGGUUCCAAAGUCAAUAUUUUUUGAAGUUGCCAUUUAUGGAUCUUCAUUUAUAAAUUGGUUGCUAGUAAUAAAAGAUAAAUCUGCCAACUGGCAAUCGCUUUUUGGAGAUACGCAGACAUUUUUAGGCCUUAAACUAGGUCACCCAAAGAGGAAAAGCAAAUUUUUUGGAAGAAAAUGACAGCAAGUCAAGAACAUUUCAGACAAAUAGUUACAUGUACAUCACAAGUUCCUUAGUGUAUCCAAAAAAUGGGUCUUCUUGAGAACUUAAUGGGUUGAGGUUGUCGAGAAAUGAGGCUGGGGAAAGCUUUUUUUUGCCACAAUCUUGGCUUGCGUCCUCUUCAGAAGCAAUUUUCUCUCAGCAGUUUUUUCCUUCUGUGCAGCGUAGGUUGUGCCAGUAA